GAUUCGUCAUGUGUCGCUGAACGUCAUGAGGAAAUACUCAUUGUGAGGACUUGUCUGUCUCUACACUGUGGUUUAUUGUCGCCGAACAGCCUGAGAAGGAGCCGUUGAAGUGUCUGCUGUUCUUCGGGAUUCCUCCUCUCCUCUGUCGUUAUGUCCCCGUCUGCUAUUUCGAGCUGAAAACAUAAGAAAAGAAAAACCUUCUGAAGUUUAAACAUGGAGCCUCACUCUAAUCAUUCUUCAGAUAACCUCGCUUCAGUUGAAUCAACAGAUCCUCCACCGAGGAUGACAAAACAGCAGGUCCUGACCUUAUUAUCGAUGGCAUCUGUCAACUUUAGUUCAAUGAUCUGCUACUCGAUAUUGGGACCAUUUUUUCCCAAUGAGGCAGUAAAGAAGGGAGCCAACCAGACAAUUGUUGGUCUUAUAUUUGGCUGCUACGCAGUUAGCAAUUUAAUUGGAUCUCUGAUACUGGGAAGAUAUAUUGUCCAAAUAGGUGCAAAGUUCAUGCUCAUUACCGGGCUGUUUGUGUCAUCGUUCUGCACCAUCCUUUUUGGAUUACUCGACCGGGUUCCUGCAGGGACUGCUUUCAUUACGCUGUGCUUUAUAGUGAGGUCCAUUGACGCCGUGGGCUUUGCUGCUGCCAUGACCUCCACUUUUGCCAUGACAGCAAAAAUAUUCCCCAACAAUGUGGCGACUGUCCUGGGUAGUUUGGAGAUGUUCACAGGACUUGGUCUCAUUCUGGGUCCACCGGUCGGAGGAUGGUUCUACCAGUCAUUUGGAUAUGAAGUCCCUUUUAUGCUUCUUGGAUGCAUCCUCUUUGUCAUGGUUCCUUUCAACAUUUAUGUCCUGCCAAGCAUCGAAGCGGAUCCCUCGCAAGAUUCCUUCUUUCGGCUCCUCAGCCAUGUGAAAAUAGUCCUGAUCUGCUAUGUGAUUUUCACUCUCAGUGCAGGUCUGGGCUUCUUGGAUGCCACUUUGUCCUUGUUUGCUAUGGAUGAGUUUGAUCUCUCACCUGGCUACGUGGGACUCAUCAUGCUUGGGUUGUCUUUACCAUACUGCCUGGCAUCUCCACUGUUGGGGUAUUUUACGGAUAAAUUUCCUGGCACCAGGAAGUGGUUCAUGGUGAUAGGAGGUAUUGCCACGGCAACUGGCUUUUGCCUGCUUGGUCCCAUCCCUAUCUUACACAUUCCAAGUCAGCUGUGGUUGCUGAUCCUCAUGCUCGGGGUAAUUGGGUUUUCUCUGGGUAUGACUGCAAUCCCGACGUUCCCUGAGAUCAUCGCACAUGCAUAUGAACAUGGAUUUGAAGAGGGACUGAGUACACUUGGAAUGGUGUCAGGACUGUUUGGGGCAGUUUGGUCUUUAGGGAUGUUUUAUGGCCCAAUCGUUGGUGGACUUAUCACACAAUAUCUGUCCUUUAAAUGGGCCGCAGCAGUCCAAGGAGGCCUGGCAUUUCUUGCCGCCUUCUUCCUUGCUGUGCAUUACUCCUGUCAACCUAAACAACAAAGACGAAGCAUCCCAGAAGAUAGUGAACAUAGAGAUGAAAGUACACCUCUCCUGAUUGACUGAAGCCCUCAGCAUCAUGUGGAACUGUGUUAUACUGAACAAAACAAGACCUAAAUGUUUUAUAAAGUUUUUAUAUCAUUAAAUGCUUUUUAACAUUUUAAAUUAUACGUUUGUGGUUGCAGAUAUUGUAAUAUUUUCUACUUGCACUGUGGAAUAUGGACAUUUUUAACAUAGCAAUAUUGUUAUGUGUUUAUAAAAUGUUCAAAAGCUGUUUGUAGAGAGUUCUGAUAUAAAAACGUGCCUCUGUGUGACAGAGUUUGUGUUGGUACUGACUGUAUAAGCUGCAUUUUGACCUAAAUGUAACAGUAAAUAUAACCAACACUAUAGUCCCGUUCAGUUCAAACUUAAUGUGCCUUUUGUUCUUAGUAAUCUUAGUUUUUCAUAUCACAUGACUGGGAUUUCAUGUUGACGUGCAUCGCUAUGCUCACAUGUGGUAAAUAAGCUGUUUAUUAACAAGCUUAUUUUCCUGUUUGACAAAUUAAAUUUUGAGAAGGCAGCCUUUUGUGAGGUAAAACUGAACUGUAUUUUGAAGUAGUUCCCAAGAGUAUCAGGCUAAAUGCCAAUAAAUAACUCUAUCAUUUUGAUUGGAAUUUUGCAAAA
This is a messenger RNA of Cheilinus undulatus (humphead wrasse), 2157 nucleotides long. It is a transcript of the gene slc18b1, whose product is annotated as solute carrier family 18 member B1. The transcript is spliced from 14 exons. Lineage: Eukaryota; Metazoa; Chordata; Actinopteri; Labriformes; Labridae. Bases 214 to 1560 code for a protein of 448 amino acids. Gene Ontology annotation, molecular function: transmembrane transporter activity. Gene Ontology annotation, biological process: transmembrane transport. The record is from RefSeq and is a predicted model, not a curated record.